Lathyrus sativus (Indian pea) is the source of this 324-nucleotide messenger RNA. The record is from the annotation of a GenBank genome assembly. NCBI's taxonomy places the organism in Eukaryota, Viridiplantae, Streptophyta, Magnoliopsida, Fabales, Fabaceae.
AUGAAAGUGAUGAAAGAAGAAACUAUCAAAGCCAUGACAAAUGUAGUAAUAGUAUUUGACCGUCAUAGGAAAACUUUUAGUGUACAAGAAACAAUGGACCAUAACGAGGGGAUGCCAAAUUUAUCCUAUGUUGUCAAACUAAACAGAUGUUGGUGUGACUGUGGCAAGUACCAGGCCUUCCGUGUACAUUGCUCACAUGUCAUUCUGGCAUGUGCACAUGCUCGUCAAGAUGCUUAUAGCAUUCUAUCUGAUAUUUACAAGGCCAUUACUAUUAUGAAUGUCUGCAACGAAGACUUCGCAGUGCUACCAAUGGAGGAAUAUUGA